AUGGUCGACAGAACAACAAGAUGGCCAGAAGCAAUACCUACCGAUGAUACUUCAGCUGAAUCCAUCGCAAAGAUAAUUUAUGAAAAUUGGAUUACUCGUUUCGGAUCACCUAAAACCAUCACAACGGAUCAAGGAAGAAACUUCGAAAGCAACCUAUUUCUCAAACUACUUCAAACUAUGGGAAUACAGAAGACACCUACAACGGUAUACCAUCCUCAAUCAAACAAAAUAGUCGAACGAUGGCAACGUACAUUGAAGACCACACUCAAAACUCGUUUAUCUCAACAUACAAAGUGGAUUGAUGAGCUACCUACAGUGCUAUUUGGACUACGAGCAACACCGCGUGCAGACACUAGUCUUAGCGCCGCUCAGCUAACCUACAGCUGCAGCAUAAGACUACCGUGUGACUUCUUCACUUCAACAUCGUCAAAUAAUCAAAAAAUGAAUUACGAUUUUGUAACUCAACGUCGAGAAUCUAUCAACAAAAUCUUAUCGUCGAAACGCACAUCAUCACACGGAAAUAAUAAAUCAGUAUUCAUUCAUCAAGAUUUGAAAACAUAA
This is a messenger RNA of Parnassius mnemosyne (clouded apollo), 561 nucleotides long. The record is from the annotation of a GenBank genome assembly. Lineage: Eukaryota; Metazoa; Arthropoda; Insecta; Lepidoptera; Papilionidae.